This is a messenger RNA of Medicago truncatula (barrel medic), 2489 nucleotides long. Its product is annotated as subtilisin-like protease SBT3. Gene Ontology annotation, biological process: proteolysis. Lineage: Eukaryota; Viridiplantae; Streptophyta; Magnoliopsida; Fabales; Fabaceae. The record is from RefSeq and is a predicted model, not a curated record. The transcript is spliced from 3 exons. Gene Ontology annotation, molecular function: serine-type endopeptidase activity. Bases 68 to 2365 code for a protein of 765 amino acids.
CUCUAUUUAAGCCUCCAUGGUUUCAACACUUCUGCUUGUGCACUAAAGCCAUACCAAAUACUCCACCAUGGCUUCACAUAUUCAUCACUAUCUACUAUUAUCCUUUAACAUAAUCCUUCACCUUUUUUCAUCUACAUUGUGUGAUCAAAACUUCAACAACUAUAUUAUUCACAUGAACUUAUCAGCCAUGCCAAAACCCUUCUUAAGUCAACAAAGUUGGUACUUAGCCACCCUUUCCUCACUACUUGACAUUACUUCUAACAACGACCAGUUGAGCUAUAUAUUUUCUCCAAAACUCACAUAUACCUACACUAAUGUCAUGAAUGGUUUCAGCGCAAGUUUGUCUCCUUUAGAGCUUGAAGCUCUGAAAACCACUCCCGGAUAUAUUUCAUCCAUAAGGGAUUUACCUAUCAAACCAGACACAACACACUCACCUCACUUCAUUGGCCUCAAUCCUGUUUUCGGAACAUGGCCUACAACACAAUAUGGAAAAAACAUCAUCAUUGGUUUAAUUGACAGUGGAAUUUGGCCAGAAAGUGAAAGCUUCAAAGAUGAUGAGAUGCCUAAUAUCCCCUCAAGAUGGAAAGGCAAGUGUGAAAAUGGUACUCAAUUUGAUUCCUCAUUGUGCAACAAAAAACUCAUAGGAGCUCGAUUCUUUAACAAAGGAUUACUAGCAAAUAAUCCUAACAUCACUAUAACCAUGAACUCCACACGUGACAUAGACGGUCAUGGUACUCACACUUCAACCACUGCUGCUGGAAGUAAAGUUGAGGAUGCAUCCUUCUUCGGCUAUGCCGCUGGAUCAGCCAUAGGCAUGGCUCCACAUGCUCAUGUAUCCAUGUACAAGGUGUUGUGGAAAGAAGGAGCAUAUGCAUCUGAUACAAUAGCUGCAAUUGAUAGUGCAAUAUCAGAUGGUGUAGAUGUUCUUUCAUUAUCAUUGGGGUUUGAUGAGGCACCUUUGUAUGAAGAUCCUGUAGCUAUAGCCACAUUUGCAGCUAUGGAGAAAAACAUUUUUGUAUCUACAUCUGCAGGGAACAGAGGACCAGUGCUUGAAACUCUCCACAAUGGAACACCAUGGGUAAUAACAGUUGCUGCUGGCACAAUGGAUCGUGAAUUUCACGGGGAUUUAACACUUGGAAAUGGAGCCAAAGUCACUGGUUUGUCUCUCUAUCCGGGGAAUUUUUCUUCAGGCAAGGUCCCAAUGGUUUUCUUGAGCUCAUGUGAUAAUUUGAAAGAACUCAUCAGAGCAAGAAACAAGAUCGUGGUGUGUGAAGACAAGAACCGAACACUUGCUACUCAAGUGGAUAACUUGGACAGAAUAAAAGUUGUUGCGGGUGUUUUCAUAUCAAAUAGUUCUGAGGAUAUAACAUAUUACAUUCAAACUAAGUUUCCAUCUAUUUUUUUGAAUCCAAUUAAUGGAGAACUUAUCAAGGAUUUCAUUAAGUGCAAUACUAAUCCAAAAGCAAGCAUGCAAUUUAAUAAAACUGUUUUAGGUACAAAACCAGCACCAAGUGUGGAUAGUUAUAGCUCAAGAGGGCCAUCACAUAGUUGUCCAUUUGUAUUGAAACCAGACAUCACAGCACCAGGAACACUAAUCUUAGCUUCAUGGCCUCAAAAUGUUCCAGCAACAGAGCUGCAAUUCCAGAACAAUCUCUUCAACAACUUCAACUUGUUAAGUGGAACAUCAAUGUCAUGUCCACACGUUGCAGGUGUAGCAGCACUUUUAAAAGAAAUGCACCCUUGUUGGAGCCCAGCAGCCAUUAGAUCGGCUAUGAUGACAACAUCAGACAUGUUAGACAACACAAAAGAACUCAUCACAGACAUUGGUAAUGGUUACAGACCAGCUUCACCUUUAGCUUUGGGAGCCGGACAUAUCAAUCCCAAUAGAGCACUUGAUCCUGGACUUGUUUAUGAUGCAGGAAAACAAGAUUAUGUGAAUCUUCUAUGUGCAUUAAACUUCACUCAGAAGAAUAUCGCAGCCAUCACGAGAUCGUCUUUUAACAAUUGUUCUAACCCUUCUUUGGACCUUAAUUACCCUUCUUUUAUUUCCUUUUUCAAUAAUGCUAGUGUUAAAUCAAAGGUGAUUACACAAGAAUUUCAAAGAACAGUAACCAAUGUUGGAGAGGAACCAACCAUCUACGUAGCCAACAUUACACCUAUUGAAGGGUUCCAUGUUAGUGUUAUCCCAAACAAGUUGGUGUUUAAGGAGAAAAAUGAAAAGGUGGCAUACAAGUUGAGGAUAGAAGGUCCCAAAAUGGAGGAAAAUAAAGUAGUUUUUGGGUAUCUCACUUGGACAGACUCGAAACACAAUGUCAGAAGUCCCAUUGUUGUGACUAGCCUCAACUCAGAAUUAACACCCCCAUAGAGCUUAAAGUGUUUCCUUGAAUAUUAAUGAUUGCUUAGGUUAAGAUGAGGAUAUUAUGCUUCUACCAAUCCUUGAUUUCAUUUUUCUCAAUUCAUGACCAGAUCAUUACUUGAUAUUUUUAUUA